Diabrotica balteata is the source of this 1469-nucleotide messenger RNA. The record is from the annotation of a GenBank genome assembly. NCBI's taxonomy places the organism in Eukaryota, Metazoa, Arthropoda, Insecta, Coleoptera, Chrysomelidae.
AUACAAACACUCAAAAUGUCAAUCAAAAUGAACGACCUUAUUGAUUCAUCCAAAAAGAAAAAACUUCCGCUUAAAUUUCCACUUUGGCACAUUCCCUACUUGGAAAAGCACCGAAUCUACGACUUGUUUCACGAGAUAGUUAGGGAAUUGGUCAUUCAAAAACCGGAUGAUCAUGUCCUCUUUACCAAACAGAUUCUACUGAAUGCCGCCAAGAGCAGAGACGUCCCAAGAAUAUUGUUUUUACCCUCCCCCAAAGUAAAUCUCCAGGAAUUAUCUUCGGAGGUAGCCAAAAUAACAAAACAGUUUGUUAUAACACGCCAGUCAGUAGCAAACUGUCUAAAUGCUGAUUUUGAUAUAGUUAGUUCAGAAGUUUUAGCAAAAUGUUUGUCAUUGAUGGUUCGUCAGGAAAAUUAUUACUCCCAUGGGUGGAUCAUUGUAGAUUGUAUCAGAAAUGUGGAUGAUGCGAAACAACUGUUGUUGCUUGGUAUAAUUCCUUCGCAUACCUUUCAUUUAAUAGCACCGUUGCAACCUAACGUUGAAGACAUUUUAUAUUGCAAAGUACCUACCCACUGGCCAGAACAAAGAAGGCUAAUUGUUAGCCUUAGAAACAUAUUUAAAAACUCUUUGAGAGAAAUUAAUUUUGGUCAUAGACAUAUAACAGAAAUAAUUGCAGAAAUCAUAGAAGUAUCUAAAAUAAGGAAACUUUUGAGGCCGAUACAACCUAGGGUGGUGAUUUUAGGUCCAAGAGGAUCUGGCAGAAAAACUCAAGCAGAGCUGCUUGCUUAUAACCUAAACUUGGUCAACAUUGACUUCGAGUAUCUUCUUUGCCAGGCCUGGAUAUCGCCAACCGAAUUGGGUCAACAGCUCCGCCAAUGUAACAACGAAGUUUGUUUUCAUGCCGAACUUCUUUGCCAAGUUGUUAACAAAAGAAUUAUGCAAUGCGAUUGUUUAGGACAAGGAUGGGUUCUCACUGGAUAUCCUUAUACUGUUGCCGAUUUUAAGUACUUAGAUUCGUUGGAUACACCUCCCAACAGAGUAAUAUUCCUCGAGUGCGACCUAAAUGUAUGCAAAGAAAGACUUCGUCAUCGAAAGAUAAAUACUGCAACUGGCCAAACAGUGAACAAAAAAGACUCCUCAGACCAUGAAAACGAUAAGGAGUUUGCGAAUCAUCCAAAAUUUGAUUCAAAUCUUAUCAAUGCGGAAAUUAAUUACUAUUGUCAAAAUUAUGGGGCUCUGAGAAAAUACUGUGGUGGAACUGCUAGUAUUGUAAAUGGUGAUUUAAAUGAAAGGGUUGUUAACGAAACCAUAUCGGCAAUCCUUUUAAGAGCCGCUCCAGCAGCACCACCAAGAAAAGGUCUUUCCGCUCAAGAUGACCUGUCUUCUACAUCAUCCGACGAUUCAUGUGGGUGUCCAGUGGUUUUAUCGAAAAUUAUGGAUGCAUUUGUAAAAACAAAAUAAUAUGUAAAUGU